Messenger RNA from Racocetra persica, 156 nucleotides. NCBI's taxonomy places the organism in Eukaryota, Fungi, Glomeromycota, Glomeromycetes, Diversisporales, Gigasporaceae. The record is from the annotation of a GenBank genome assembly.
AAAUUAGUAAACGCCGUUAUUCGACAGUUAAGUACAAUGUUACGACUUGGGAAAGCACUUCUGCUAUUAGGCCGAAUUCAACUCGUAGCAUGGAUGGGUUAUUCUUAAGGAAGUAUAGCGCUUAUUUAAUUUAUGUAUUAGAUGCAAAGCGGGAGA